Pyricularia pennisetigena is the source of this 1671-nucleotide messenger RNA. RefSeq lists its product as uncharacterized. NCBI's taxonomy places the organism in Eukaryota, Fungi, Ascomycota, Sordariomycetes, Magnaporthales, Pyriculariaceae. The transcript has 3 exons. Bases 1 to 1671 code for a protein of 556 amino acids. The record is from RefSeq and is a predicted model, not a curated record.
AUGGCUGAUGAUGACAAGGCCAAAGCGGAGAAGCUGGCUGCGGCGAAGAAGAGGGCAAAUAGCGCCCUCAAAUUGCAGGUCGAAGCACUAAAAAAGCAAAAAGCCAAAAAGGCCGGCGGCGACUCGUCAAAGAAGGCCGACAAACUCAAGGACGCCCCCACACCAUCAGGAGAAGCACAAGAGGAGGCCCCUCAAGAUGAUGCCGUCAAGGAUGAGCCGAGCGACAUUGUUGAGCAGACGGUGACAUCGCCGCCGCUCUCAGAGGCCGAGCAGUCGCGGGCACGCUCGACCUCGUUUCGCAAGCAGUCCGUCUCGUCGGGCGUGGCGGGGGCCGCACCGCCCACGCCGGGGCUUACGAGCCCGGACCUGCGAGAGACGGCUCCGGACAUCUACCGCAAGAACAUGGCGCGCAUUGAGGAGCUGGAGAAGGAGAACAAGCGACUGGCUAGGGAGUCAGCCGAGGCGGAGAAGCGGUGGCAGAAGGCCGAGGAGGAGCUGGCCGACUUGCGUGAGGCCGAAGGUGACUCGGGCAAGAAAUCUGAUGGUUCUGACAAUGUCGAGAAGCUUAAAUCCGAACUCGCCUCGCUGCAACGACAAAACGCUCAACUCCAAGCCCGUCGCCACGGAUCCCAAUCGUCCGUCUCACACAUCGCCGAACCGCAGGAACUGGCCGAGCAGCUCGCUGCCCGCACGGCGACGAUCGAGACGAUGGAGCUUGAGAUGUCCCGGCUCCGUGCCCAGGUCGAGCGCCUGGCAUCCAACACGACACAGUCGGAGCAAGUGACGGCCCUCGAGGAGCGCGCGGCGCGCGCCGAAAAGGCGGCCGGACAGGCGCAGCGCGAGCUGGCCGAUAUGAAGAAGAACCUAGAGCGGGCGUCGGAGAAAGCGGUGCGGGAGGGCAGCGAGCGGGCGAGCGCCGACACCAAAGUUCGCGCGCUCGAGAAGGAGGCGGCCGAGGCCAAGGAGAAGAGCGACAAGGAGACCGCGAGGGCGGACGCUCUGGAGAAGAAGGUGGCGACGCUGACUACGCUGCACCGGGAGCAGGACGCGCGGAGUCAGGCGCUGCGCAAGGACAAGGAGAAAGCCGAGAAGGAGGUCCAGACGCUCUCGGCCAAGGUGGAGACGCUUGAGGCGGAGAAUCUGAAACUGCGCAAGAGGGACGCUCAGGACAGCGGCGGCACGGAUAAUGACGGCGUGGACGAACUGGAAGACGAAGGCAGGGCGAAGCUGGAGGCGCGCGUGCGCGAGCUCGAGGCCGAAAACCACGAGCUCAGACGCGGCAUAUGGCACGAGAAGCGUAAGGAGAUGCAGGUUGGGCCUGACGGCCAGUUCUCCGAGGUCGAGCUCACGACGCCUCACGUCGGGGCCGGCUCGCCGUCGCAGCAGCGCAAGGCAUCUGGGUUUGGGGACUUCUUCUCGAGCAUCACAGGCUCAGGGAGCCACCACCACCACCAACAUCACCACGAUGACGAACCGCUCCUCGAGGACGAUGACGACUUUGAGUUUGACGAGGCUGCCUUUCGCCGCGCCCAGGAGGAGGACGCCAAAAGGCGGAUCGAGCGCAUUAAGGAGGUCAAGAGGGGGCUCAAGAACUGGGAGGGCUGGAGGCUGGACCUGGUCGAGAGUCGGGGCGUCGGCGGUGAAGGGGCGGGUGAGAUAUUCGAGGUUUAG